GUUUCCCUGCUCGGUGGUGGCUGCGGGCGGUGUCUCCAUGUCGGACAACCAGAGCUGGAAUUCCUCCGGCUCCGAGGAGGAUCCCGAGACCGAGUCCGGGCCGCCUGUUGAGCUCUGCGGGGUCCUCAGCAAGUGGACCAACUACAUUCAUGGGUGGCAGGACCGAUGGGUAGUUUUGAAAAACAACACUCUAAGUUACUACAAAUCUGAAGAUGAAACGGAGUAUGGCUGCAGGGGCUCGAUUUGUCUGAGCAAGGCUGUUAUUACGCCUCAUGAUUUUGAUGAAUGCAGAUUUGACAUUAGCGUAAAUGAUAGUGUUUGGUACCUACGAGCUCAGGAUCCUGAUCAUAGACAACAAUGGAUAGAUGCGAUAGAACAACACAAGACUGAAUCUGGCUAUGGAUCAGAGUCAAGUUUACGGCGCCAUGGCUCCAUGGUGUCUCUGGUGUCUGGAGCAAGUGGAUAUUCUGCUACAUCCACCUCAUCGUUCAAGAAAGGUCAUAGCUUGCGUGAGAAGCUUGCUGAAAUGGAAACCUUCAGAGAUAUCCUCUGUAGACAGGUUGAUACUUUACAGAAAUAUUUUGAUGCCUGUGCAGAUGCAGUCUCCAAGGAUGAACUUCAGAGGGAUAAAGUGGUUGAAGAUGAUGAAGAUGAUUUUCCUACAAUGCGUUCUGAUGGGGAUUUCUUGCAUAAUAGUAAUGGCAGUAAGGAAAAAUUAUUUCCACAUGUAACACCCAAAGGAAUUAAUGGCAUAGACUUUAAAGGGGAAGCUAUAACUUUCAAGGCAACUACUGCUGGAAUCCUAGCUACACUUUCUCAUUGUAUUGAACUCAUGGUAAAACGUGAGGAGAGCUGGCAAAAAAGAUUGGAUAAGGAAAUUGAGAAAAGGAGACGAAUAGAAGAAGCAUACAAAAAUGCCAUGACGGAACUUAAGAAAAAGUGCCAUUUUGGAGGGCCAGACUAUGAGGAGGGUCCUAAUAGUCUGAUUAAUGAAGAGGAAUUUUUUGAUGCUGUUGAAGCUGCUCUUGACAGACAAGAUAAAAUAGAAGAACAGUCUCAGAGUGAAAAGGUCAGAUCACACUGGCCAACAUCAUUACCUUCUGGUGAGGGAUACUCUGCUGUGGGGACUCACAGAUUCGUCCAAAAGCCCUAUAGUCGCUCUUCCUCCAUGUCUUCCAUUGAUCUAGUCAGUGCCUCUGAUGAUGUUCACAGAUUCAGCACCCAGGUGGAAGAGAUGGUGCAGAAUCACAUGACUUACUCUUUGCAGGAUGUAGGAGGAGAUGCCAAUUGGCAGUUGGUAGUAGAAGAAGGUGAAAUGAAGGUGUACAGAAGAGAGGUAGAAGAAAAUGGGAUAGUCCUAGAUCCUUUGAAAGCCACACAUGCAGUCAAAGGCGUUACGGGACACGAGGUCUGCCAGUACUUCUGGAAUGUUGAUGUUCGUAAUGAUUGGGAAACAACCAUUGAAAAUUUCCAUGUUGUGGAAACUUUAGCAGAUAACGCAAUCAUCAUUUACCAGACACACAAGAGAGUGUGGCCAGCUUCUCAGCGGGAUGUGCUAUAUCUGUCUGCUAUUAGAAAGAUACCGGCGUUCAGUGAAAAUGAUCCUGAAACUUGGAUUGUCUGUAACUUCUCUGUGGAACAUGAUAGUGCCCCUCUGAACAAUCGAUGUGUUCGUGCCAAAAUAAACAUUGCUAUGAUCUGUCAGACGUUGGUGAGCCCACCCGAAGGGAACAAGGAAAUAAGCAGAGACAAUAUCCUAUGCAAGAUUACAUAUGUAGCUAAUGUGAAUCCUGGGGGAUGGGCACCAGCCUCCGUGUUACGAGCAGUGGCAAAACGAGAGUAUCCCAAAUUCCUGAAGCGUUUUACAUCAUACGUGCAAGACAAAACAGCAGGAAAGCCUAUUUUCUUCUAGUAUUGACAGAGUUCUAAAUGUAUUAUGCUAUGUCCUUUCCAUGCUUCUACAGUGAUUGAAACAAGACUGUGUGUGAACAUUCCAUGUUGGAGAAAUAAACCAAAUUGAAGGCUCCAAGCUGGAACGUAGGAUCUACAGUCUUUUUGUGGCCCAAGUCCUAGGCUUUGUGUUCUGAAGUGAAGAAAUACUGCAGCACCGUGAGGCUGAACAUCUAACACUAGCUGUCUUCUGCUAGCUCUCCUUGCUGAAUCAGUGUGUAAUUAUAAAUACAUGUAUUGAUACAUGUAUAUGGAUAUAUUUUUAUUUGCUUGCUUUAGAGGAGAAAAAAAUACAACUUUGAAUCACCAACUUGGGUUACUGCUUCAAUUUUAAACAAUUUGCAAAGCUUUUGUUUACUGUGGCCCUUCAAGACACACAUACGGUUUUCUGUUUUUGUGCAUGUCUAAAAAGCACAAAAGACAAAUGCACAUAUAGCAUACUGUAUGUGCUUUAUAUGCACAAAAACCUGUGGGUGGUAUUUUUUCAGGUUUGCAGUAAAGUCUAGGUGACCUUUGGGCAGGGGUUUUGUUUUGCUUUGUAUAAUCAUAGUUCAUUGCUGCUGAAUCAUCUUGUUAUGUAAAAUGUCUCUUAAUUGAGGGCUGUCAAUAUCCACAUGACUUUGCCUUUUCUGUUAUCUUACUCCUGUGAAGACCUUUGGCUCUGAUGGAGGAAGACUGUGAAAAGCUUUAUUUUUUUCCCAGAUAUCUUUAUAUUUCUAUUGUAUUUUUUAGUUAUGUAAUAUGUGCUACAGAAUUUAUUGAACAUGAUUCAGAAAUUUCUAGGUAGAUUCUAUAUGAGAGGGCGAGAUUGUGCCUGAAAACUACAACAGUAGUCUGUCCAUGCUAUGUUACAUGUGGAUUUUGUGAAAGUGCAAGAAGGUACCCUGUAAUAUUUAUUAAAGCAAAUUGGACUACAUAGAACAACAUUCCCAGUCUGCAAGUAAAAGCGAGUACAUUAUUUCCUGGUCCUGCACAUUUUUGUACUCCUCUUCAUUAAAGCCACACUAUGAGAUAUGUGUAGAAAAUGUGAGUUGCGUUAAUAUUUACUACUUGAUCAGAAACUUAACAGAGCUAUAAGAAUCCACAGAUUCUAAAUGAAAAGUUCCCCUUAGUUGCUGUGAGAACUUGAAUGCAAAUAUCUGCCUGCCUUUGAUCUCUGGAAAUAGCCAUGAGGAGUGGACUGUGGGGGCAGAGAGUAGUACUCACUUGAGCAGAUAUCUCGCCUGGCAGCCUUUUAGGUGGAGAUUAUUCAGAGGCAUUUCUUGGGCACUUCACUAACUUGUAUAUGUCAAACAUAAGAUUCAGAUAUAUUUUUUUCAAAAGAAAGCUGAAAGUCUUAUUUAAUAUAGUGUUGCAGGUGCCUGGAUAUAACUACAAAAGAGUAAUUUAAUGAAGAGUUGGCUGAUAAAUGUCUGAUAUCUGCACAAUGUUGUAAGUGAAUUACUCCUUGUGUCUGUUAGUCUUUAUUCUGUAUAAAGAGGUACAAACACAUAACAUAUGGUUACACAUAUACAUGUAGAUUUCAUGCUCUAUAAAACUUUUCUCCUCUUUUAUUUGCCUCUCUCUAAAUGGUGUGCAUGGAAUAUGCCUUAUUACAGAAUAAUUCUGUUCAUGAUUUGAAUAUGUAGAAAAGUGCCUAUAUGGUAAUGCUAGUAAGGCAAAUAAGAUUAAAAUUGUACAUGUUUACUACAUCACCAGUAAGCAUUUUAUAUAACGAUGUUAAAAAAAAAUUCUUAUACCUCAAAUGUUUCAUCUUUUUGCAAUCAACUAAAAAAUGAUUCCUUGACCAUAGCCACUAAUGGGAACUUUACAAAAAGUCUUAUGCCCAAAAUACAAAUGUUUAACUCCUUAUUUGCCAUUUCUGGUAACUAUCAUCGAACACAGGCAAGUAACUGUUUCUUAAUUUAAUUGGAUAGCUUUAUUUUACAAAGGUAUGGAAAGUUUACAAAGCAGUACAUAAAUCUUAAUAUCAUUAGUUGCAUUUGCACUAAAUGUGAUGUACUUUUGCAAUUUAUUCUGUAAAUAAAAUUACACUAAAGAUACUAUUUGUAAAGAAUACAUUUUACUCUUAGAUAAAGCACUGGUCUUUCACUACAGCCAGCCCUGCCCAAUCAGAAGUAAAAGAAGCUCCUUACUGAAUAUGAAAAGAGUUGCGGGUUCAAGAGUCAUAAGUACUGACCCUUCAAAUAAAAGCUUAGGCUUCUUCUCAUGCUGUGUAAAUGUAUGUUGCAUAUCCAUUAUGCCCUUUCUUCCAGAAGAGAUCUCCAAACCUUUUUUGCAUUUAUGUUGUCUCUCUCCUUCCUCCUCCAACACUUGGCCUUUUUUCUGCCAGUUAAUGUCACCUUAACCAUAUGUGUGUGGUACUGUUGAUGAGCACUAGCCUCUGACUCUAGAUUGUCAUUUUUGUAAGUUAAAUCAGUUCUUCUUAAUUCAGCCUAUUCAGAGAAUGCAGCAAUCUUCACCUUCAAAUGUGUUAGUGUCCCUUAACUUCUGUUAUCUUGGGAACCUGGAUCUGUCACCAAAUUAGAUCUUCUCCAUGACUAGAUACAGUUUUUAUUGGUGAUGAGGGGAUCAGGAAAAGAGGUGGUUCAACAGUUUUCUGAAUCUGAAUAAUUUCUCAUAAGUUUCUCUAGGAAAAAAUGCCGUUGCACUUUUUGAGAGGAAAUCACCUUUUACCUAAUUGGGAUGUGCUGGUUUAUCUGAAGUUGUUGAUUUUCUUUAAACUAAUCAAAUUGUCCAGUAAAAAUCUUUCACCAGAAUUCUUGUCAGUUUUACAGAUUAAGCUGUAUUUGAAUUGCCACUGUUCAUCCACAGACUCAAAACAUGAAUCAUACUUUUGAGUACCUUGAGUGUGUAGAGUGUGGCUGUUUGUUCUGUGAUAGCUUUAUAAUACUGAUAAGUUUUAAAAAUUAAAAGUUGGCUCUUCCAUGUUACAAUCACAAAUUUAAAACCAGUAUUUAAAAGUGAAAAGUAUUAAAAUAUUAUGAAAAAUA
Molecule: messenger RNA, 4943 nt
Organism: Mauremys reevesii (Reeves's turtle)
Lineage: Eukaryota; Metazoa; Chordata; Testudines; Geoemydidae
Gene: CERT1
Product: ceramide transporter 1
Exons: 18
Coding region: 38-1912 (624 amino acids)
Biological process (GO): ER to Golgi ceramide transport
Cellular component (GO): Golgi apparatus
Molecular function (GO): phosphatidylinositol-4-phosphate binding
Source: RefSeq, a predicted model, not a curated record